UUUUUUUCUUUUUUUUUUUUUCCCACCCUGAACAGACACCACAGGACAGCACUUGUUUGUUACCAACGAUUUCCACCGUUAGCGAACGUGUUUCGAGAAACCUAAUUGGUUGCCAAGGACGAGCAGGUUGGAUUGGGAUUGAUUUGUGUGUCAGUGUGUAUAGGCUCUGAAUGAGGUCGCAGUCGUGAUCGCUUGUGUUUAUUGAUCUGUGCGCGGGCUCCGAGGGAGCAUGAUAGAAAGUCCCUGUGGAAAGUGGUACGAGAUGGAGGUGUAUGUGGAUAAAAACGAAUAAAAUAGAAAUGGUAACGAGAACGUCACGAGGGAAUGGAGCACGUGCGGAUGGAGGGAGAGGAGAAGGGAGGGGUGUGAAGAGGGCGGGAUUAUUAAGAUUAGAUAUGGGACGGGAGAAGCCGCAGACGGCUGUAAAUAGCGGGAGCACAUGCGGGAGAGAGAGGAGGGUGGGGCGAUAAGGUUGGUCGCGUAAAGGAUGUAGAGAAAAGGAUGGCGUCUAUGACGGUCACUUGAAGAGUUUGAUCGAAAUGUCAAAAGGUACCUUGCGGAAAAGGCGAGAGACGAU
Serpula lacrymans var. lacrymans S7.9 is the source of this 577-nucleotide messenger RNA. RefSeq lists its product as uncharacterized. The record is from RefSeq and is a predicted model, not a curated record. The coding region runs from base 273 to 470 and encodes 65 amino acids. Lineage: Eukaryota; Fungi; Basidiomycota; Agaricomycetes; Boletales; Serpulaceae. The transcript has 3 exons.